Bemisia tabaci is the source of this 3539-nucleotide messenger RNA. RefSeq lists its product as uncharacterized. Lineage: Eukaryota; Metazoa; Arthropoda; Insecta; Hemiptera; Aleyrodidae. Gene Ontology annotation, cellular component: plasma membrane. The record is from RefSeq and is a predicted model, not a curated record.
CGAUCUCCUUUUCAGCCGCGGUCUGUUUCACCCUUAUUUUCCGUCGUAUUGUUGCCUUCAAAGCUCCCCUCAAAGGCGAAUGAAACCAAGAAAUUCCUGGCCGAAUGUGCUAAGUUCAUUCCAAUAACUCUGUAGAACAAUGACAUUCUAAUAAUAAGUUGAAAAUGAGAAAAUGAAAAAUAUUAGGCAGUUUAAAUUAGUUUCUAAUCUGUGAUUGGAUGAUAUAUAAGUGCAUGCUUGACCAGCAAACAUGGAAGAAUGUAAAGACGUAAAGGACAUGCGGACAGAGAAUGAACGGAACAAUGGCCCUUUAGUUUCAUCCACGAUGGAUUUUCUCUCGACUAGAGGGGCAGACGGUCUAGGCGGACCAGAACUACAAAACGACUAACAUCACUUUCACACUCCGUCACUGCCAAGCAGACUGCCAAAUUUUCGACUGCCUCUAGGACCGUUCGAUGAGAAAACUGAAGCAAUGACAAAUACUUUAAUCUUUAUAGCAAUCCCUUGCUUGUGUGUUGUGAUAACCAGUGUCUCCGCUCAAGAUGCUCAAGCUGUCUCUCAGAAAGGGGACGCAAAACGAGAGGACCACUGCAACAAGACUGUGGAUAUAUACGAGGACGUCUCGAGCCCACCUCUGACCCCCGAAAAUAUGGGGAAACCGAUGACGUGCUCGUAUAAGUUCCGCUCAUUCCGUGGCACGCCCAAGGACUGGAUCCUCCGCAUCCGCUUCAAGAAAUUCAAGGUCGGCACCCUCCUCAACGCCUCUCAUUGCCACGGUGGAUACAUGCAGAUCAUCGACGGGAACGCGCGGACGGAUCUGAGCAACCGGAAGGAGCCGGGCCUGUUCUGCGGGGAGAUCGAGCACCCACAGACGUUCAUCUCGGAGACGAGCUUCGUGAAGGUGGUGUUCCACGCGGAGAACUUCACCGACCAGACCUACUUCAGCUUCGACUCCAGGGCCGAGCAGCAGUUCGAGGUCUACCUCCGCUACGGACAACACCCGGAGCUCUACCCCAACCGCCGUGGACAGGUCGUCGCCGGGUCGUACUGCAAUCGGGUGUACACUGACUGUCGGCUGCAAACAUGCUACGUUCAGAGUCCGGCCUACCCGGGUAUUUAUCCACGACACCUUCAGUGCACUUACCGACUCAACACCCGGCUGCCCUUCAUCAAACUCUACAUCGAGAAUGAAGAGUUCAACAUCGAUGGCCAACGCUGCGAGAACAUCAUGGUCUGUCCUAUGCGACCCAUCUCCUCCGGAUCAGACCAUUGCCCAUAUGACUAUAUUCGAAUAUACGACGGGAAAGAUGCGACAAGUCCGGUGAUAGGAACAUUCUGCGGCAUGGGGAAAUUCCCAUACUCUAUCAUCGGCACCACAGAAGACAUUUUCGUCGAGUUCGUUAGCUCGCCUGCAGGUCCGUUACUGAGCACAGGAUUCCACUUCAACGUAGGGAACUGGCCUGGACACAUCGAGACAGCCGGAACGAAGAAUGGGACCUGCAACUGGAUCCUGAGUAACGAGGACUUGCUCAAGUCCGGUGACUCCGAAGGGAUUUUCCUCUCCAUCGCUCACUGGUACCCCCCGCACACCACCUGCACCUACCUCCUCAAAGGCAGACCAGAACAAAUCGUCAGAAUUUACUUCCCCAGUUUUAGGAUAAAUACGAUCGAGUCCCCGAUCGUGCCUUUCGACGGCGACUGUGGAGAGUCCCUGACACUGUACGACGCGAGCUGGGCCGAUGACGCCCGCAUCAUCAAGACCUUCUGCGACACGUUCUCCAAGCCGAUGGAAAAGCACGACUUCGUCUCAACCGGCCCAGCCAUCUUCGUCCGAUUUGAAAGCAAGACCGGAAGUUAUUCUGGCUCUUCUCUGUACUACUGGGCGCACUACGACUUCUUCAACAACACGCGCUUCGGGGUGCCGACGGGGAGCAGCGUCUGUGACGAGGAGUUUGUCAGUUGGAAGACGAGCAAGGGAAGCCUCCGCUCGCCGCUCAACACGCUCGUCUACAAGCAGGCCCCGGACGCCACCGUAGCCGAGGCCAUCAAGUGCCGAUACAAGUUCCUCACCGACCGGAGACUUUACGCCCGCAUCCUCCUUACUGUCAAUUCCAUCGGUUUUAAGGAGCACCCGUUCAACAACGCGCCGUGCAUGAGCUGCUGGGAGGACAAGCUGGACAAACUAGUGAUCUGGGAGCCGGCCUCAAUGCGCAACUCCUCGGCGACACCUCGGACCGGCCUCGGGGAUGGCAAGUGCAUCUGCCGCACCCCCAACACGAUCCGUCUCAAGACCGGGCCCGGCCAUCCACCUUCUCGACCCAUCAUGACGUUGAUCUCCACGACUGAGCAACUGUACCUUGAGAUGGCCGUUGAGGCCUCUCACGCCGCCUCCAGCUACUUCAAGUACGACGCGCCCCUCUUCGAGGCCAGCUAUGAAUUCGUUCAUGGACCACUGUGCGGGCCUACGCUUUUACCCAUGGCCGAAGCUGGGGAAAUCAACUACCCGAACUUCGAGGCGCUGGGCUACACGCGGCUGCCGCGGGCGGUGCACUGUAUCUGGGAGCUCCGGGUGACCCCCGGGCGAGACGUGUGGCUUCACGCUGAAAAGAUCUCCUUCAUCACCAAAGACUGCCGCGAUGGGCACCUGGCCGUCUACCUGCCCUCGAACCCGGACCGGCCGUUCAUCUCCGUCUGCGGCCACAACGUGAGCGCCCUCCAGGAGAUGCCCGCCUUCGGGGAGGCCCACCUCACCCCCUCGGCCGAGGCCACCGUCGGCCACAUCCCACCGCAGACCGUCCAGAUCCAAUUCGUCGGACCCACCACCCCCGCACACACGGCCAUCAAGAUCUACUGGACGGAAUCAUUCAGGCUGCCCCGGAACCCGGAUGGUUCGGUGAUGACCUCUCGGUUGAUCGACGACUCGCCGGCGGCGGAGGGCACCGUGGAGGGCUGCGCCUUCGAGUGCCCGUACACCUCCUACUUCUGCAUCCCCAAGCGGCUCGUCUGCGACGGGGCAGUCAACUGCCCGCCGGCGCCACCGGGGAGUGGCACCAACGCCACGUGGUCGGCCGACGAGGACCCGCAGCUCUGCGCCACCAAGACCUCCACCCAGCUCGAUUACUACAAACUCGGGGUCCGCGCCGGCUCCGGCCUCCUCCUCACCCUCGCCCUCCUCUGCGUCAUCCAGAGGUACUUCUGUUGCUGCUGCUCUUGCUGCUGCUGCUCCAAGAGACGACGAAAGGAGCUCGCCUAUUAGACUUUCUCCUGUACGAGAAUAAAUUUAGAAGGAUUAGCAUGAUACAGAGGACUGCUUGUUGAAAUUGGUAGACGAAGGGAUGAACAAAGAAGGAAUAAAGAAUAAGGAGGGAUCAGGGACAAGAGACCCUCCACUGGCCCCUCGGUGACAGGUGGAAGCUUUUACUUUCGGGGAUUCAACAAUCCCUUAUGGACUAUUAUACAGGAGCAACUAUAAUCACUCUUAUUUCGGCUGUUGACCUACCUACAUGGUGGAUGAUAAGUUUCGGGUGACGUCAUAAGCC